AUGUUCAAAAGGGUGGCGAUGUUGUUGAAGCAAUUCGUUCAACUCAAACCUAUAUCGUAUUGCUCACAGAGUUUGUUAGUUUUCUCAUCGUUUUCACGAAAUUUUUCAAUAAAUCCAAGCAAAACGAAAUCGUCAAAUAUUUCCAAUUCGUUAACGAAAGAGAAUUUAAAUGUUGGUACCAUAGGACACAUUGACCAUGGCAAAACAACGCUCACGGCGGCCAUAACUCGAUUUGUUCCAUUCGAUCAAAUUGAUAAAGGUGCUGAGGAAAGACGGCGAGGCAUAACGAUUAAUUUAGCAUACAUUGGUUACGAAACGGAAAAACGGCGGUAUGCGCAUACAGAUUGCCCGGGGCAUAGUGAUUUUAUCAAAAAUAUGAUAACGGGUACAGCGCAGAUGGAUGUAGCCAUAUUAGUUGUGGCUGCCACAGAUGGAGUUAUGACACAGACAAAAGAGCAUUUAUUAUUAGCUCAACAAAUUGGUAUUUCUCGUAUUGUUGUAUUUAUUAAUAAAGUUGAUGUUGUCGACGAAGAUACAGUGAUACUGGUUGAAAUUGAAAUUCGCGAAUUAUUACAGGAACAUGGGUUUGCAGAUGAUUGUAUAACUGUGGUCAAAGGUUCUGCAUUGCGUGCUCUUCAGACAGAUGAAACUGAGUGUAUUGAUGAAUUACUUUCUGCACUAGAUAAUAUUCCUCUUCCUAAAAGGCUUCAAGAUGUUCCGCUGUUAAUGCCAAUAACGUCUAGAAUUAUAGUUAAAGGAAGAGGAACAGUGGCUGUGGGGACAAUUGAAAGAGGAAUGCUUAAGAAAGGUGAUUCAGUGGAAAUUAAAGGAGCUGAAGGUUGUUUUCAAGCAAGAGCUCUAGAUAUCCAAGUUUUUGGAAAAUCGGUCUCCAAAGUUGAAGCUGGUGAUCACUGUGGUAUAUUAUGCAAAGGUAUAAAAGCGGAUAAUAUAAAUCGUGGUAUGUGGUUGGGAGCAGUUGGCUCCAUUCAUACAUCAAAUUUUCUGAAAACAGAAUUAUACUUACUUUCUGAGAAAGAUGGUGGUCGAAGAACUGCAAUACGUUCAGGCUAUACGAUUAAAAUUUAUUGUACUACUUGGGAUGAGGUGGCAAGGAUACAUCUCGAUAGUGAUUUAUUAAUGCCUGGUGGACACUGCAGUGCUUAUUUGGCAUUAAAUAAAAAAAUACCUGUGGAAAGUUCUCGUCCAUUUACUCUUAGAGAUCAUUCAACUCAUCAAACAAUAGCACAUGGAAUCAUUCGUGAGAUAUUACCUGCUUUGGAUACGACAACAAAGCUGGGUCUCAAAAUACUUGAUGAGGCAGUUGAGAAUAUUUAA
Molecule: messenger RNA, 1335 nt
Organism: Dracunculus medinensis (Guinea worm)
Lineage: Eukaryota; Metazoa; Nematoda; Chromadorea; Rhabditida; Dracunculidae
Source: the annotation of a GenBank genome assembly